UGAUUGCCAGUCCUUGGUCAAUUCCUUUGUGACUGCUAAAACGACACCACAUUUUGUUCUCGUAUAUAUUUCCAUUUUCCAUUCAGUUGUGAUACAUUUUUGUGUUUAAUUUUAUUAAUUUUCUCUCCGCUUUUCACAAAAACUACAAAAUAUUUUUUCUGUACGUACUUAAUAAGACUCGUAAUUUUUUUUUACUAUUUUAUUAUUUUGUUAUUUUUUGUCAUCUAAUUUCAUUUACCUACUAUUUAUUAAAUCUUAUUUUACACACAUUUAAAAUGAGUUCAGAAAAUACAUCCAAUAAUGAUGAAGAUAAUAAAUCAACACCAAAUAGACCUAUUCCCGGAGCUCGUCAAGAAAUGUUAAAUAAUAUAACUGCUGCUUCACCUCCAAGGUUCUUAUCAUUACCUGAAAUUAUGCUAGCUGCAAAAAAAUUGGAAGAUAUUGCUCUUGUCCACGAGAUAGCUGUUAAUGAAAAUUUUAAGUUGGAACCUCAAGAACCACCAAAUAAUAGUUUAAUGAAACAAGUCAAAGACACAAUGCACAAAGCAUUUUGGGAGUUGUUGCGGGAGCAAUUAAACAAUGACCCCCCCGAAUACACUCAGGCUAUGACACUUUUAUCCGAAAUACGAACAAGCUUAUCAAGUUUGUUGUUGGACCAGCAUACUAAAUUAAAAGAAGAAAUUAGUCAAGUUUUAGAUGUAGAGCUUAUACAAACACAGAUAGACAAUAACUCUUUAGAUUUUGACUAUUAUACAAAAUUUAUUCUGAAUUUGAUGUCAAAAAUAUGUGCUCCAGUACGAGACGAUUCAAUACGUGCACUAUCACAAUUAAAUGAUCCUGUUGAUAUAUUUAAAGGAAUAACAGAGAAUUUGAGUUUGAUGAAACUUGACAUGGCAAAUUUCACAAUAACUGCACAGCGACGAGCAUUAAAUGCCUGUAGUGCUGAUUAUGAACGUGAGAAAUUUGAAGAGUAUUUAAAAGUUAAGCCAGAUGCCUUAAAUCUGACUGCUGAGUGGUUAAAACGCCAUAUUAAUUUUGAAAAGACUACAGAAUCUUAUCACGAUAUAGUCGUUCGAGCUUAUAUGGAAAUAUUUGAUUGGGAUGAACAUGUUUUAUUCCCAGAGGCUUUAUCGUUGGAUAAAGAUCGAUACUUGGCAACUAAUAAAAUGCUAAAUCUUUUGAUUCUCGCAGCAUCUACAUUUAUUGUGACAAUAUCAACAACUACAUCUAUUAUGCCUAAUAAUAUGGAAUUCAAAAAAAAUUUGAAAAAUCUUAUUUUAUCUGUCCUGAAAGAAAAUGAUUCCAACAAUAAAAAUGUCUUGUCAAAUAUUGUAGAACAUAUUGUUCUUUGCUGCAAUAAGCAUUUGUGCAUAUUUAAUCCAGAUGGACCACCUGUUUUACCAGAUAUGAUCAAUACACUUGAGACUCAAGUUUUGUUAAUCCAAAACCCUGACAAUAAAAUAAAAACUCUAGUUGAGAAGCGUUUCAAGGAGUUUAUUACUGCAGUUAUUAGUUCCGACAACGCAGUUCCCCAGCAAUGCCCACUUGGUUUGUCUGCAUUCAAAGAUGAAUUGGCAGCCGUUACUGGCAGUUUUUUGCAUCUUAUCACAUACAAUAGAAAAGUAUUCUCCAAAUUUUAUGAUGAUAUAUUAAAAAAUCUUCUGAAUCAAUGUGAUUAGAUUUAAUUGUCUCUCAAAUCAAGUAAACUAAAAAUUAAUAUUAGCUUUUAUUUCAUCUAACUUUUAAACUAAUACUUUUUUUAAAUCAUUGACUUAUUUUUAUGGAACAUGAAUUGUGACCAAAUUAAAAUCUAGAACAUUAUGGGAUCACAUUUUAUUACUGUAGGUAUAAUAUAAUAUUAAUAUUAUUUUACAGUUUAAUCCUUCAAUGUGUAUAAAAAUCAUUAUUAGCACUAUAUCUAAUAUCACUUAUACUAUAAUUUCUACUAAUGGUUAUUAUAAAUUAUUAUUAUACUAUUAUAAUAUAGCUCUUAUUAGUGAGCUAAUAAACAUUUAAAAAUUAUCUUUGUAAAAUAUUUAUGACAAAAUACAUUUAUACACACACUAGCUUGUUAUACUAUUCUGUUGAAUUUAUUUUAUAUUGUUUGAAUGAUCAAUUGUUGAUAAAUGGAAUUAUACUCUGUACACUUGAAUCCCUUUAAAUUAAUUUAAAUAAUGUAGGAAUAUACAGUUGUUAUUUAUUAUUGCAAAUUUUAGUAAUAGUAUUGUAAUCAUAUAAUAACUAUAAUAUUUUAUAUUAACCCUGACUGAUAUUUUCAAUAUUGUUCUAAAGUUUAUAAGCUCAAGUAUUGUUAUACUAAUUUAAUUUUAGUAAAUAGAUAUACACAUUUAAUUUUAUAUAGAAACUAAUGCGUACUGAAUUUUAAAAUAUAUAAAACAUGAUUUAUUUCAUAA
This is a messenger RNA of Rhopalosiphum padi (bird cherry-oat aphid), 2414 nucleotides long. RefSeq names its product T-complex protein 11-like protein 1. NCBI's taxonomy places the organism in Eukaryota, Metazoa, Arthropoda, Insecta, Hemiptera, Aphididae. The record is from RefSeq and is a predicted model, not a curated record. The transcript has 11 exons. Gene Ontology annotation, biological process: signal transduction. Bases 276 to 1679 code for a protein of 467 amino acids.